GAGUCAGGCUGUGCCUUCCCACAAAGAGAACAGACCCCACUUCUGAGGCUGCAGUUCAGAGGGAUCAAGCCCACGGUUGACAACGAUGCUGCCUUGUUGACAGACCUGGAGAGGAAAAAACCAACGGAGCAAAACCAGUUCAGCCAUUUGGAAGAACCAGAGCUUUGGGUCGCAUUGCCAAGGGAUGUUGACCAGACCCUUCCUUGCCGUCGCAGAUCAGGGGUAGAAACUGAGAGGCUCCAGAGAACCCACGGGGGGGAAUUUAUUAAUUCUCAGGGUGGGUAUGAGGACCUGGAUGAUCAUGUAGGGCAACAGCAGGCAGCGGUCUCGAAGAAUGGGAAAGAAGAACCAGGAAUUCCGUUAGGACACCUCCUCCGGUUGAGAUCUGAACUCGAUGUGCACAAAGGAACUCUCCUGGGAGAGUCCCAGUACAAAUGUACUGUUUGUUGGAAGACCUUUUGCCGAAGGAACGUUCUCAUCACGCAUCAGAGGAUCCACACGGGGGAGAAACCCUACAAAUGCCCGGAUUGUGGGAAAAGCUUUAGCCAGCGGUCCCACCUCAUCCUCCACGAGCGGACGCACACCGGGGAGAAGCCGUACCGUACAAGUGCUUGGUCUGUGGCAAGCGCUUCAGUCAGCAUCCCCACCUGGUGAAACACGAGAGGAUCCACACGGGAGAGAAGCCGUACAAGUGCUCCUUCUGCGAGAAGAGCUUCGGCAACAGGUCGACUCUGACCACCCACAAGCAAACCCACACCGGGGAGAAGCCAUACGCGUGUUCGGACUGCGGGAAGAGCUUCGGCAACCGCUCCUCUUUGAUUGCCCAUAGCCGAACCCACGCGGGAGAAAGGCCCUACAAUGCUCCGAAUGUAGGGAAAUCUUCAGCCAUCAGUCAACCCUCAUUAGACAUGGACAAAUCCAUAAUGGUGAGAAAGUUUCAUAGCGCUUGGAAGCUGUGAAGAGCCCAGGUUUGGAUUUUGGGGUAGAGAAGAAGUCUUGCUUUGGGGACAAGGCGCUGUGGCCGAGGACAAAUUCGGUGACUUAGGGAGAAUCUCUUCCUGUCGGUCUGAGAAAUGGGAAUGGCAAAGUCCUCACAUGCAGAUGGCUUAGAGAGUAACAGAAUAAGGAAGCAGAGGCAGCCAAGGGGGAUAGUCAAAAUAAGCCAUGAUUGUGGCUGUAAUUAUUUGACCAAAGGCCCACC
This is a messenger RNA of Python bivittatus (Burmese python), 1201 nucleotides long. The record is from RefSeq and is a predicted model, not a curated record. Lineage: Eukaryota; Metazoa; Chordata; Lepidosauria; Squamata; Pythonidae.